UUGUAGGAAAAGACCACCUCAAGCUAAACACUUGGCUGCACCCCACAUUUUCUUAAUCCUUAAGGAAGAGUCACGUCUCCAGCAUCUUGAAGGCUUUAUAUGCACCUCCUAACAACAUGUUUAGUCUUACAAAUUAUCCCCAAUUGACCACCGAUUGAAAGAGAAAACAAAAAGGAAAAGAGAGAAGCAGAAACAAGGAGCUGAAAUUGAAUUUCUGGAUAGGUGAUUUUUCAACGUUGAGUGAAAAAGGAAAGUGAUAUAAUCUUCGUAGGAGCUUGUGCACACACAAGGGCAAAAAGGUGAGCAUGGAACUAUGUAGAGGGCACGGCUAGUUGUGGAGCUCUUACAAGAUUCCAAAGAUCAAUGUACAUGGACGACGACCUGUAGGGUUAUUUUGUGGGCUAUUAUUUUGAGCUUACGCUCUAUUGUGCCGUAUUUUGGGGGUCCUAUCUUGUAUAACUUUUGAAAUGGCUUAUAGAUGUGUUUAUAACCUUAGAACAUACGUGUUGGAUUAUGGUUAUAUGAUCGUUGAUUUUGAUAUAAUAUAUGAUCAUCACAGGUGAUUUGCAGUUAACAAAUACGGACAUAAUAUUAAAAAAAUAUAUAUCUAAAUUUUAUGUCUAGAUCGAGUUACCAAUAUUAUUUCGACAUUGGAAUUAGUAUGGUUAUCUGUAUAUAUUUGGGGUGUGACAGAGAGUGGUAUCAGAGUGAGGUUAUAAUUCUGUAGACUGUCCAUGUACAUGAUCUCGGAAUAUGAAAGAGCACAGCUAUGCCAGUAAGUUUUAUUUGCUGCAUUAUUUUUGCAUAUUUCAUGAAUGAUAUUGGCUAACCUUUAUUUGCAGCCAUGGUGAGAACCAAAAAUGCUAGUAGUAGUAGAGCUAGACCUCCAGGGCAAGAGGCAUCAGUUCAAGAUGGCAGUCGGGAUGUUGUUAUUGAUAGGCUUAUAGAAUUAGUUGAGCGCCAAUCUCAACAAAUUCAACAAUUAAUACAACAAAGAGAAAGGGGAAAACAACAAAGGGCGAAAUUCUUACAACCACAACAAAGGGAUGAACAUAUUGAGACAGUUGGAGAAAGAUUUAGAAAACUAAACCCUCCAAUAUUUGAGGAUGUAUUAGAUCCAACUACAGCAGAGGAUUCGUUGAGAACUUUAGAGAAUAUGUUCAGGUAUACGAGAGUUUCAAAAGUAGAAAAGGUGGUUUGUGCAUCACUUAUGCUACGAGGUAGUACUGGACAUUGGUGGGAUACGAUGAGUAGCAUUGAAGAUGUAAAUGCCAUGACUUGGAAGAGAUUUAAAGAGUUAUUUUGUAAUAAAUAUUUUACAGCUCCUGUUCAAGCCAUGAAGAUGAAUGAAUUUAUAUAGUUCAGAUAAGGAAGGAUGACAGUGGGAGAGUAUAUUCGUAAGUUUGAACAACUAUCCAGGUUUGCUACCCACAUGGUUAAUACUGAGGUACUAAAGGUAGAAAGAUUUAUUGAGGAGCUAAGACCAGAGCUAUAUAGAGAUGUAAGCAUGGCAGGAAUCCUAGAUGUUUCAUAUUCUCAAAUUGUGAAGAGAGCCUUAGUUGCAGAACAAGCCGAACAAAGGAUUAGUCACAAGAGGCUCGUCGACAGUUUAGGCAAGGUCAAGGACAGCAUUGUCCUAGAAAUGAUAAGAAAAGGUCUUUCCAAGGACAGAAUCAGAAGCCUAAGUUUCAACCGAGAUAAAGACAACAACAUUGGGAUCAGGGCAAACGUCCAAGGAUAGAUUAAGGAAAAGCCUCAACAAACACAACCAUCUUGUCCCAAAUGUGGUGAGCAGCAUACUGGAGCAUGUCCUAUAGAGACUAGAACAUGUGUUAUGUUUGUGGAAAGAUGGGACAUCUUGCUAGAGCAUGCCCAGGUAAUCCAAACCCUAUGGAGCAAAAGAAAGUGUCAGCUAGGGUGUUUACUAUUACCAGAUCAGAUGCUAAGACAAAUCAAUCCGUGGUAACAGGUAAAUUCUCUAUUUUUGGCAUCACAGUACUAGUACUAUUUGAUUCUGGAGCCACACAUUCAUUUGUGUCUAAUGAGUACGUGAGGAGGUUGUGUAGGACACUUGAUAUACAAGAGGUUAGUUAUAGUGUAACUAUUCCAUCUGGAGUUGUACAACAAACCAAUCUAAUUGUAAGAGCAUGUGCGAUCCUUAUAGAAAAUUGAGAGUUCUAUGCAGAUUUAAUUGUGUUAGAUAUGAAAGAUUAUGAUAUAAUUUUGGGUAUGGAUUGGUUGUCAAAAUAUGAAGCUACUAUAAAUUGUAUGAGGAA
This is a messenger RNA of Olea europaea var. sylvestris, 2276 nucleotides long. RefSeq lists its product as uncharacterized. The transcript is spliced from 3 exons. NCBI's taxonomy places the organism in Eukaryota, Viridiplantae, Streptophyta, Magnoliopsida, Lamiales, Oleaceae. The record is from RefSeq and is a predicted model, not a curated record. The coding region runs from base 845 to 1360 and encodes 171 amino acids.